Molecule: messenger RNA, 885 nt
Organism: Trifolium pratense (red clover)
Lineage: Eukaryota; Viridiplantae; Streptophyta; Magnoliopsida; Fabales; Fabaceae
Exons: 1
Coding region: 1-885 (294 amino acids)
Molecular function (GO): nucleic acid binding; RNA-DNA hybrid ribonuclease activity
Source: RefSeq, a predicted model, not a curated record
AUGAAAAGUGGUUAUAAUAGUCUGAUUGAUAUUGCAGGGAAGGAAAAAGACUUGAAAUACAAAGAUGAGUGGAAUUGUUUAUGGCAAAUCCAUGCUCCACCAAAGGCCAAGCAUCUCCUUUGGCGAAUAUGCAGCAGUUGUCUUCCUACUCGGUCUCGCCUACAAGCAAGGUGCGUAAAUUGUUCACUGAUUUGCCCACUUUGUGACCACUAUAAUGAAGAUGAUUGGCAUAUUCUUUUUACUUGUAAGGAUAGCAAAUCUGCAAGGCAGGUUCUCAGCCUUGAAAAUGUCAUAUCUGUUUGCGAAACACAGUGCAGUACAAUAAAGGAGUUGAUUCUCCAAGUAUGUCGUGAGGAAGAUAGGGACACAGCUGGAUUACUUGCGGUUUUGUUAGGGGUUUUGUGGAACAAUCGGAACAACUGUGUGUGGAACGGGCUAAGGGACGAGGGGCGUUGCCUAGGUUUUAAGGCACGACAGGUAUGCGAAGAAUGGAAGGCUGUGCAGCACCAUCAACAGGACAGUUCACACCAUGCUCAACAGAUUCAGCAAGUUCAGUGGCAAAAACCAUCCUAUGGUUGGUACAAAUGUAAUGUAGAUGCGGGAUUCCAUCGUGAUAUUAAUAAAACUAGUGCAGGAUGGGUGCUACGAGAUCAUAUGGGACAACUUGUAUUGGCGGGCACCUUAUGGAAUCAUGGUCAUUGUUCUAUAAUUGAAGGUGAAGCGAAAGCAUUACUUGAAGCAUUGCAGCAAAUUGAACAGAGAGGGAUCACUCAUGUCAUCUUCGAAACGGAUUCCAAAAGUGUGGUUGAUGCAGUUAAUAGUUUUAUUGGUGGAAACUCAGAAUUUGGUGCUUUAAUUUGUAAUAUUAGGAAUAUUGUCUCAUAA